Molecule: messenger RNA, 1134 nt
Organism: Pochonia chlamydosporia 170
Lineage: Eukaryota; Fungi; Ascomycota; Sordariomycetes; Hypocreales; Clavicipitaceae
Product: clavaminate synthase-like protein
Exons: 4
Coding region: 1-1134 (377 amino acids)
Molecular function (GO): dioxygenase activity
Source: RefSeq, a predicted model, not a curated record
AUGGCAGACCAGAUGAACCUCCCCAUAAUCGACCUCGACGUCUACCUCACCCAACCGGCCUCAUCGCCCGCCGUCGCCGCCGAAUGCGCCAAAGCCGCCAACGCACUCAUCACCUACGGCGCCCUCGUCCUACACGACUCGCGCGUCUCGCCCUCCGACAACGAAACCUUUCUCGACCUCCUGGAAGACUACUUCGCGCAACCCGAGGCCGAUCUGCGCAAAGAUGAGCGCCCCGAGCUGAGCUACCAGAUUGGGGUGACGCUCGAAAACACAGAGAAGCCAAAGUGCGCGGUGGACGAGCCGUGCCUGGACGUCAUUCAGCGGCUGGACCCUUCGCAGCGGCCGCUGGACAUUUCGGGCCAUCAGCCUGAUCCCAAGUGUAGAUUCUUCUGGAGAAUGGCGGAGAAGCCGCCUUACGAGACGCAGUUUCCGGGUCUGAAUGCCGCGAAUGUGGUUCCUGAGGCGGAGGGCAUUAAAGAGAGGUGGACGCCUACGAUGGACAAGUGGGGGACUUGUAUGAAGAAUGCUGUGUCGAAAUUAUCUGAAAUGACGGCCGUUGGGCUCGGUCUCCCAGCUAAAUACUUUAGCGACGCCGGGACAUAUGGCCCGCAUCUCCUCGCCCCCACGGCCUCAGAUCUGAACAAAUACUCCCAAAAGGACACCAUCCUCGCAGGUUUCCACACCGACCUCAACUUCCUCACCAUCCACGGCCGCUCCCGCUACCCCGGCCUCAACAUCUGGGCCCGCAACACCGGCGACCGCCUUGCCGUCAAGAUCCCCCAGGGAAACUACCUGCUCGUCCAGGCCGGUAAGCAGCUCGAGUACGCGACCGGCGGGCUCAUCAAGGCCGGAUACCACGAAGUCGUGGUCAACGACAAGACCAUCGAGACGAUUGAGCGGCGCAAGACCGAGUUCCCCGACCGGCCGCUGGUCCGCAUCUCGAGCACCCUGUUUUGGCAUCUGAACUCGGACUUUGAUCUGGCGCCUGUGCCGGAGUUGGCGGAGAAAGCGAGAAAGGUGCGCGAAGAGCAGAAGUUGUUGGGUAGGGAUGAGGGCGAGGAGUCUGCUUAUCCGCCUACAAAGGUGGGACACCAGGUUGAGGGUGAACUGAAACAUAUUGCUCUCAUGGCAUAG